CAUCAUGAACUACAAUUGGAAAAAUUCGAAAAGAAAACUUACACGCUUUCGACUAAUUGGAAAAAGUGAAAUAAAUAAGAAAGUAAGAAGAUGAUUGUAGAUGUCGGGAGCCCGAACUUAGGGCUUCUCGCGGAUAAAUUCGCCCCUGUUUCCAAAAAGAAAAAGAAAAAAAGGUAACGAAAGAUCGAAAAAAUGAAGCCGGGGCACCGGUGCGCCGCGCUCCGUCCCUGCCCUCGCUUAUUCCAAAUUUAAUUUCACAGAGUUUUGAUUCUGUGUAAAAUAAAUGCGCGGCCCCCCGUCCUAGGGAGAUAUCGCCCGGUGGAAUAUAUAAGUCCGUGUUUGACCAAGGGAACGGACAAAGGUAUGCGUACGGUAACGCGGGGGAUACACGGCGAUAAAAGGUGCGAAAGAAUGGUGAAAAUACGAGCAAAGAAAGACCAAAAAUAGUAACCCUGCGGGCGAUCGAGUGUAAGGGAACGAGUCAAGUACGCCUGGGUGCGCUCUUCUUUUCCGUCUUUCUCCCGUUCGCUGACGGUCGCAUGAACGCUUCCUUGUCGUCCCGAGGCGCGUUAAAACGAUGUCUAACUUUCGACGGGCGGUUGGCAGCCGUGCGUAAAAGAAAUAAAUAAUCAAAGCGACCAUGAAGUGACAAAUAAAGUUUCAGGAGAACAAUGCUCGCGAAUGGCAAGGAAAUUUGAGUGCAGCGUGCGUCGGGACCCCCGUGUUCUAUGUUUUGGAUGUUAACGCGGUUAGAACGUGGUGUUCCGUGGGACAUUAGAGCCGGAGGCGCGACUAUGUGCUCGCCGCGGAGACGGGGCUGACAUUUCGUAUAUUUUUCCAUCGGUUCCCGAUACCUUCGUGGUGUUGGUCUCUGUUACCGUGUUCCUGUAUCGCCCGCUGACAACCGCGAUUCCUCCAUGCGUGGGAAUCCGUUCGUUGGGCCGCGAUUAAAUGACUGAAAACGUGCGAGACCGACGGGUCGCCAGAACGUUUACCAUCGGGGAAAUAACAGAACCGCGGGACAUGCCUUCCACGAGAACGGGAUCGCGCGACGUUCUCUAAGGGCACGUUCGGCCACCGGCAGGACGAUAAGUUUCACUCGUUGUUAACCUCAACGAUUCUCUAUGCAUCGUUGCUCUGAGCAUAGUGGCCAUGCGUCUGAUUCUCGUCCACACGACCAAGGUCUGACAGGAUAAUCCUCCUUCGAAUCGAAGCUUCAAACAUGAAAACAGAAAAGAAGCCCAGCGAACCGAGUUGCGUGCCUACCACUGUUGUCAAAGAAGAGCCCGAUACGGAUCCGGUGAAGAUCAAGGAGGAAGGUACCGGAAGUAACAAUGAUGAUACCACUGGUGAGGAUACAACCGAGUGCACCAGGGAUCCCUGCCUGGAUCCUUCCAAUGGAGACGGUACGCUGCCAGGGGAAAAUCAAAACAGUAACGCGAACCAACCGAUUCUGAACUCUGUGAAGCAAGAAGGAGAUCAUAACAAUCCCGCGGACGAUUUACCUGAUUGUAGUGGCAACGUAAUAACCGCGGAUGGAAUUCAGCCAUUAGUUAGUAAUGUUCUCGGCAAACAAAUGGGAACUAGUACAGGAAGCGGCGAAGCUCAAUAUAUGCAACAACAGAGUCAGAUUUUUGUAUUUUCUACGACGUUAGCAAACAAAGGCGCGGAUGCAGUGUUGCAAGGGCAAUACCCGUCGAUUAUUGCUUAUCAUUGCGCGCAACCGGGCACUAAGAAAUAUUUAGAGAAACAUCCGAAUAAAGUGAACCAGUUUCGUCAAAAUCCCGCGCAAUGGUUGAAUAAUCUCGCGAUGAUGAAACAGAAAGGUCAUCAAGGAGGCGCGAAUAACACCUUUCCGACCGAACAACCACCCGAUCUACCAGCUUUGGACCCCAACGCUCCUCCAUUCUGGAACGAACAACCCAAUUUGAGGAAUAUAAACGGCGGUAACUCUCUCGGUAACUCCGAACCGUCGCUAGACGAUGCAAAUAUAGACGUGCCUUGCCUUGUACCGAGCUCACCUGGUAAUCCAGCAAAUCCACAGCCUCCUAGUAGUACCGCGAUGGGUCACAGUCCCAAUUUAUUAGGAGGCACCACCAGCCCAGGUCCAGGCAGUUUGCAACCGUCGCUGCAAGGCGUCAAAGUCCCCGACGAAAAUCUAACCCCGCAACAAAGACAACAUAGAGAAGUUCAAUUAGCGACCAUAAGGAAAAUGCAAAUGAUGUUGUUUCCUGAACACAAAGAAGAACCUACCAACCCGUUGGACGCGACGCAAGGGACAGCGGUGUCCUCCUGUCCUCCGACAAACGUUCCUUCGGUUGUACCAACUCAGUGCCCUCCGACCAUGGAUUGGCAUAAAUUACAGCAUCAAUUUUUAGAUGGAAAGAACAAGGCCAGCGUAGGAAGUCCCGGUGCCGGCGUUCCGUUACGCGGCGCCGGUAUGGUCGGAGUUCCGCGUAGUCAAGGACCACCACCGCCGUAUCAUCAAACGACCCGAUCCGCGAGCGUGCCAAUCGCGAUACAAAGUCCGAAUCCAUCCUCGCCUAACAACCCGACUAGCAAUUUGUCGUUACCGUCGCCUCGCGCGAGUUCGGCGCUGAACUCGCCCGCGGACUGCAACAGACAAUUUCAACUCAGCAAUCAGAGAUCGAGUCAUCUACCAGGACAGAGUCCGACCAGUCAAGAUUCCCCGAAUCCAACGGUCGGAAACGCGUCGGCCGUGUCUACGACGAGACUGAACCACAGCAACCCCGGCACGCCGGUCUCUCACUCGCACAUCUCGACGCUCAGUCCCAGCGGACCGGCUACUCAAAAGGAUUCUUCUUUGGACUACCCUCCCAGUCAACCACCGAACGUGGAUGGUAUGUUUUGCCGCACGCUGCAAUCCUUAGCCCAGCAAAAGCAACAGCAUACCGGAGCUGUGAACGCGGCAGGCGUGAAAGAAGCGAACCUGAUGCCGGUGCCGAGUCCUCAACAGAUCCAGUAUCUCAACACGUUCGAAGGCCAGGAAUUGACUAUACAAAAGCAGCCCAAUACGAGUCUAAAGGAUGGCAACUUGUCCACGAACGCUGGCAGCAACACGGAGAUACCCAACAGAAUUCUGCCAGGAAGCUUGGACAGCAGCAAUCAGUUUCCAGCUAGGUCGGAGGGUGCGAGUCCGGUUCAGAUGGACAGCAUGAACCGUGGCUUUACAGGUUCGUUGCACAGUCCGCAUACUCCUCACACGCCGCACACGCCCGGCAAUGGAGCUCCGCACACUCCGGUGGAUUCCGGUAAACCUGGGAAUAAAUCAAGUGCGAGUGCGCAAAGUAGUCCCGCGUCGCAUAGUACGAACAUGCCAGAUAGUAUGGGUCCUCCGAGAACAGUGCCAGCGUCACCUACUAUGAAACCUGAUACGUCUCCGCCGUCGAUAAAGGAAAGUCAACAGCAGCAAACUCAAUCUCAACAGCAACAGCAGCAGCAACAGCAGCAGCAGCAGCAACAACAACAGCAGCAGCAGCAGCAACAGCAACAGCAGCAGCAACAACAACAGCAGCAGCAGCAGCAACAGCAACAACAACAGUCAUCCGUAGUGAAUCCAAAUAAUUCCGGAAACCCAACGGUAGUACCUUCGUUAGGUCCAGGCGCCUCCUUCCCCUGCGGUAGGCCAUCCAUAAACGUGAGUCAACCUUCAGACAAUGUGCCUCUUAAUCCCAACAAUAUCGGAGGGCGACUCGGCAGUUUGACCGCCAUGAGUACAAAUCACUUUGAUCCCAUAACUUCCUUGGCUCAGAUGAGCCAGCAGCUGACCAACACGGCGGCCAGCAAUUCGUUGGGCAACGAGGGACCCAUCCACACUGGGAACACCGGGAUGAUGCAAUUCGGCAACCCCCACGGGAUGCACAUGAUGCAAAUGAGCGCCGAGAUGAACGGAAGCUGUCACAUGGGCGGUCCGAGCAGCGAGCCGGGCGAAGUGGGAGGGAUGUGCAUGGGCCUAGCGGGACCACCGACCAGCUACAGUCCCACGACGUCUCACACGGGGAGCCCCGGCGUGCCUAGUAAAAUGGGGCAUCCAAUUAUGGGCCACGGUAUGAUGACCGGCCAUUCGGGUAACGCCGGCGGUGCGUACCCGGGUGGCGAUCCUCACGCGCCACCGCCGAGAUUAAUGACGGGACAUCUAACCGGUCCCAGCCCGUACAACGGGGCGAACGUUCAAGUGAAACCCAGCGCUCCGAACACGAUACAAUACUUGCCAGCGAGGCCGAACGUCGGGCACACGCCCAGAGGGCCGCCCAGCCUGGACUUCCUUCAACGAUUCACGAAUCCCUUGUCUAAUUUAGAGUCGAAGAUGGCCACACCCUCUGUAAAUCUUCAGUACUUCCCGAACGGUUGCGUACCAAAUAGCAUGGGCCCUCACGGCGGCAUGCCGUCGAACAUGAGCGGCGGGCUACCCGGGAUGGGCGGCUCGCCGAGGAUGGACGGGCAAUCGAUGAACCCGUCGGUCGGCGUGCAUCCGUCUAUGAGACCGGUAGGCAACAUGAGACCGCAGCCUAAUUUGAUGCGAAUGCAGCACAUGGUUGGCGGCGGCGUCUUUCCAGGCAGCUCGAUGGAUCCAGAUAAAGUCUUCCCGCCCGACAUGGUGUCGCAGGUGCCCAACCAACCCAACCCCGGCAUGUACGUGUCCGGCAGCAAAGGGAGCCCGAUGGGCCUUGGUCCCCCUCCCGAGGCGACUCAACCGCUACCGCCGAGCAUGGGUGGUGCUACUAGUAAUUUCAAAAACAGCCCGUUCGUCGGUAGCGGGCCAAGCAUGUCGGACCCGAACUACGCUCAACAAUUCCACAACUUCCAGCAACAACUGUACGCCACCGGGACGAGGGGCAGCGGGCCGCCGCAUCCUAAUUUACAUCCGCCGCCGAACUCGCAUUCGCAUCAGCAGUUCUUCAUGCCCAAAUAAAAACACGUUUGCUCGAUCCAGGGAAGAGAUAGAUAACGAUAUAUCGUAACGGCGAUGAUUACGAUCGUGGUGGCCUUUCGCGGUGUCCUUUCGACGAUUGCGUUCGUACCCGGGGACCGGAGCUUGAUCCGAUUCACCAAGUAUCCCGGGAAUAUUUCUGGAGAGUGUACACUUUAUUAUUAAAUUAAGCGAUCUUGUAAAGGACAGAGAGUAUGUCGAAUUUGUUAAGGUUCUAAUGUUGAUGUGAUGAUAAUUAUCAAGAAUAAUUAUACCGUAACCGUUUUACCGUAAUGGUUGCAGCAACUGGCGUGUAACGAGACGCUUUUCUCGUUCAAUUCUUUAUUUACGGUGUUGUUUACGUACGUGUUACAACCGAUAAGCGUCUUUGGUUCGUUUAAUCGACGUUCACGGGGCCCGCGGCUCGAACGAUUUAUCCUGCGAUAAGUUAAACUAUUUUACAAACGUAUCAGCGAUCAUUGUUGAGCGUAACAGGUCGUCGGAUUACAUUUAUCGUUGGCUCUUUGCGGCACGAGAACUCGAGGAGCGAUCCUCUAGGAUCCGGAAGAUCCGGACGACCUAGAGGAUCGCUAGACUCGAGCAAGCAAUUUUCAUACUAGCUGGUUCCGAGUCGAGCAAAAUUUUCCUCGGAAUAUCAAAUGACGAAUAAAAACAACGUAUAGCAAUUUAAUCGCGACGUUUAUUCAGAAUAGUUAAAUGUUUUAUUUGUUCAUUGUGAAAUAUUUUAUUGUGUAAUUAAAAUUCGAAUUUUUAUUCAACGAGGAAUGAAUAAACAGUUGUGUGUGUAUUUUAUUCGUUAUUUGAGCUUUUGAUCUAGACGAGAAUUUUGCUCGUUUCGAAUGUAAUAAAUUGUUAAAGUGGUCACCGAUGAUGAUCAUCGAACGGACAUUUUUCAGGUGACCUUCGCUUCUGUUGCAAAGAGUUCAUCGACCAUUGAAUUAUCCUUUAUCAACGACGAGUUGAAAACAUUUAAAAGUCGAAACUGUUUACGAAUACAUUAUUUCUGUACAUUUACAGUCAGUGUAUUAAAUAUUCGUACAGGAACCAUUUAUUCGAAAUGGGACGCUGUACGAAUACUUUUUACGAAUACUUUUUACAAAUACUUUUUUUAAGUAAGAAAUUUAACAAAUAUUUUAUAACGAAUACACGUCCAGAGGGAUCUGGUACAUUUUCGCGCGGAUAACGAAUAACGAAUAAAUCUUUAUCUGGAUAAAAGUUUAUUCGACGACGUGUCGCUGAUCGUUAUUCGAACGAAUGCUGUGCGAUGGGAGUAUUUUGUACUGUAAACACGAUAGAAUGUGUUUUACUUGGCUGACCCAGCGAACAUUCUUCUUGCUUUCGCUGACAAUUUUUUUUUAAAGUUCUGAAGAAAUUGUAAAAUGUAUAGUGCGAAAUACAUGUACAAAUACGUAAUAAUUUUAGGUUACGAAAGUCAGGUGCGAAAGGGUUGAACGCAAUUGAAUUUAAAAUCUGUAAAAAGUGAACUUGGCAUUUCAAAGCCAGCACUGUUUAGGCAAAAGUUCACUGAAUUAUCGUGUUUCCAAUACGAGAUGAUCUAUAAUUCUCUGCUCGCUUAAAAAAUUCAUUCGACUAUCGGUGGGAUCGACUAACAAAAUUUCUACCUAACUUGCAACAUAAUUAUUUCGUCAGAUUUCGAGAAUAAAUCUUCGUAGAUGUCGUCGUUAAAUACGUAAUUACAUUUUGUAUUAAUGUAAGGUAGACAUGUGUUUGCUCUCAACUCGACAACACUCUGGAAUAAUCGUUGAUCGUUGUUACGAAUCGAAAUUUGUACGAGUCUGCACGAUAAAUCGUUACGGUCCGUGGCUCCCUUUUUAACAACGUCCCCGCGCCCGUUGGAUCUGUUCCGAAUCGAUUUCUUUUUCGUAUCAGAAUUCUCUCCAAGUAAAUUCGAGACUUUUACGAAACGAG
Molecule: messenger RNA, 6880 nt
Organism: Hylaeus anthracinus
Lineage: Eukaryota; Metazoa; Arthropoda; Insecta; Hymenoptera; Colletidae
Gene: lgs
Product: protein BCL9 homolog
Exons: 7
Coding region: 1223-4933 (1236 amino acids)
Source: RefSeq, a predicted model, not a curated record